UUCUUUACAAAUUCCAAAAAAUUAUCUUUAUCUCUCUCUCUCUGAUAAUUUUUUGAUCAGCUAAUUUUUUGUCUAUGGUAUACAUCCUUUGCAUAUACAAUGACGGAGAUACCGCCUAACAGCCAGAUGCAAACAAUGUUGCAGAAGGCAGUGCAAUCGGUUCAAUGGACAUAUACUCUUUUCUGGCAAUUAUGUCCCCAACAAGGGGUGUUAGCGUGGAGAGAUGGAUAUUACAAUGGGGCUAUAAAGACUAGAAAGACAGUGCAGCCAAUGGAAGUUAGCGCUGAGGAAGCUUCUCUUCACAGAAGCCAACAGCUUAGAGAACUUUACGAAUCACUUUCCGCCGGCGAGUCAAAUCAGCCGGCGAGAAGGCCGUCAGCAGCUUUGUCACCGGAGGACUUGACGGAAUCCGAGUGGUUUUAUCUCAUGUGUGUUUCUUUCUCUUUUCCUCCUGGCAUCGGAUUACCUGGCAAGGCUUAUUCAAAGAAGCAUCACAUAUGGAUCAUGGGCGCAAACGAGGUUGAUAGCAAAGUCUUCUGUAGAGCUAUUCUUGCCAAGAGCGCCCGCAUACAGACGGUCGUUGGUAUUCCUCUCUUGGAUGGUGUACUGGAACUGGGAACUACAGAAAGGGUUCAAGAAGAGAUUGGGUUCAUAAACCAUGUAAAGAGCUUUUUCACUGAGCAACAACAACCUCAGCUACCAAAGCCAGCCUUAUCUGAGCACUCCACUUCCAAUCCCACCACCUUUUCCGAGCCACAUUUUUACUCCGGCAAUACUUCGCUAUCUGCUAAUGUUGAUGUUGCGCAUCAAGAUGGCGGAGCUGCCGGCGAAGAAGAUGAGGAGGAGGAAGACGAGGAAGAAGAAGAUGAUGAAGCCGAGUUGGACUCGGAUAGUAUAGCGAUUCAAAGUGCGGCUAAUCCUAUAGCCGUUGAGGCUAGUGAACUCAUGCAGCUUGAUAUGUCCGAGGCUAUACAGCUUGGCUCGCCCGAUGAUGGCUCUGAUAAUAUGGACUCUGAUUUUCAUUUGGUUGGCGCUGGAAACACGGCUGACUACCAGCGCCAAGCUGACUCUUUCAAAGCCGAGACCGCCAUUAGCUGGGCGCACUUCCAAGACCUUCAACAAUUACCAGGUGACUCUAGUUAUGAUGAAUUAUCACAAGAAGACACACACUAUUCUCAAACAGUGUCGACCAUUCUCGAACACCUCUCAAAUCAAAGCUCCAAAUUUUCCUCUACAACAAUGGGCUGUAUUUCUCAUGACUCGGCCCAAUCUGCCUUCGCAUUGUGCCCUAGCACCACCGUCUGCAGCCCGAAUCCCGCCCACUGCCGCCGCCGCCGCCACGACGACUCACUUCUCGACAGUGGCGGCGCCUCCCCCUCCUCCCAGCGGCUGCUCAAAAGCAUACUCUUCACUGUCCCAUUUCUUCACACUAAAUACCAAUCUGAAGCUUCUCCAAAGUCACGUGACGUCGCCACUGUUGAUUCCUCCAGUACUGCUUCUCGCUUUCGCAAAGGCUGUAGUAUAACGUCGCAAGAAGAGCCAAGUGGAAACCAUGUACUUGCAGAACGACGUCGUAGAGAAAAGCUAAAUGAGCGUUUCAUCAUAUUAAGGUCUCUUGUACCUUUUGUAACGAAAAUGGAUAAAGCCUCCAUUUUGGGUGACACCAUAGAGUAUGUCAAGCAGUUACGUAAGAAAGUUCAGGAUCUUGAAGCUCGUGCUCGUCACACGGAGCAGUCCAAAGAUGCAGAUAAAAAAAGUGGCACAGCUACAAUGAAGGUGUUGCAAGGAAGGGGUAAGAGGAGAAUGAAUACGGUAGAUGGAAGUGUUGGUGGAGGGCAGGCAAAGAUAACGGCGUCCCCGCCGUCAACGACGGAGGAUGAGGAGGUUGUGCAAGUAGAAGUAUCAAUUAUUGAAAGCGAUGCAUUGGUGGAGCUCCGGUGUGCGUACAAAGAGGGGUUGCUGUUAAAUGUAAUGCAGAUGCUAAGGGAACUCAAAGUGGAAGUUGUAGCCAUUCAAUCGUCUCUUAAUAAUGGCGUCUUCUUGGCUGAGUUAAGAGCUAAGGUAAAAGAGAAUAUAUAUGGAAGGAAAGCAAGCAUUCUGGAAGUAAAAAGGUCAAUACAUCAGAUAAUCCCUAGAGAUUAAUUAAUCUCCCAGUUUGUCCCAAAAAAGUAGCCUUCUCUUAACUCUUUCAAAACAGGUCGGAAACAAGUGUUGAAUACAAAUUAAAUGCAACUAAAGAGUAUGUGUGAUUAUGAGAAGUUAGAUUAAACAAUUUCUUUGGGACACACCAAGUAGCGAGUAUAGAAUAAUACAAAAUGUGAUAUAAGAAAAUUGCACAGGGAAAUGGAAAUUAGCAGCUACUGGAUAUUGAUGUGGUUUCCUCACAUCUUUAGUAUAAUAUUAACUAUGAAUCGAAGAGUGAUAUAUAUAUGUAAAAGUAUGUUAUAAAGUUAUGUAAUUCGGAAGUCACAAUUUU
Messenger RNA from Nicotiana attenuata, 2476 nucleotides. Its product is annotated as truncated basic helix-loop-helix protein A. The coding region runs from base 100 to 2142 and encodes 680 amino acids. The record is from RefSeq and is a predicted model, not a curated record. Gene Ontology annotation, molecular function: protein dimerization activity. NCBI's taxonomy places the organism in Eukaryota, Viridiplantae, Streptophyta, Magnoliopsida, Solanales, Solanaceae. The transcript is spliced from 9 exons.